Molecule: messenger RNA, 2321 nt
Organism: Paramuricea clavata
Lineage: Eukaryota; Metazoa; Cnidaria; Anthozoa; Malacalcyonacea; Plexauridae
Source: the annotation of a GenBank genome assembly
UUUAAGCUUGAAUCGUACUAUCGCAAUCAUGUCAUGGUCAUGCUUCUUGACUACCAACAGAAUGAUUUUCAAUUUGGUGUAUCACAAAACGGAAAUCACAUCCGAAGAACGGACGAUCCUUUUCCGCACAUCACUGAGAUUCAAGAUGCCUUGGUAUCAUUUUACAUCAAACUGAGAGCCUCUCUAGCUAGAAAUCGCAUUAGAGAGACUGCAUUAACUGUUGAAGACCUACUACCGAAAGAGGAAAAAGAGAAAAAUGAAUAUGUGUGCUACCAACCCAUUUAUGCAUACGUGAACACUUUAAGAACAACCGUUGAAGACGUAUGUGGUAUGCUGGAGCGGAAUGGAUUUAUAAAAGAAGAUAGCGCUGUGGAUUAUUCCAACUUCUCAGGUCGCCGUUAUGCAAUUGAUGUUCAUUUAAAUGACGUUAUUGUAUUUCCUCGGGAUGUCAAGUUUGAUGUGUACAACCAUGAUUUGGUUCAAUGUGGCUUCCUUGUUGUUCAGGUGAUCAAAUUUUGUUAAGUAUUCCUAUGGGAUUAUUUCACACAAAAGGUUGGGUUACGAUAAGGAUAAUUUUGAGGUACGCAUUGUGACGUGCAAAAAAGUACAGGGGUAUGAGAACAAAAAAUUGUUCUAAAAAUUUGUAAACUUUGUGAGUUUUCUUUUAGAAAUCAACUUUCUUUGGAAAGUUUCCCAUUCAUGCAAAAUAUACCAGUAUUGUAUCUCUGUCCGUUCUAAAAACCAUACACUGGAAAUGUUUUCAAAAAUCGUUACUAUGAGUGUAUGGAAAUACUGUAGUAUGGAACUUAGUUGAAAAUAGUAUGGAAAUCCAAUUUUUAUACAAAUUUCCAUAUUGCAUGUGGAUAUAGUAUGGAAAUAGUAUGGAUAUACUAUGGAUUUAGUGAUGCAAUCGCAUUUUCCAUGGUAUGAAUUUCACUAUUUUUUGCAGUGAUACUGCAUAAUUGGUAAUUUGGUUAAGCAGAGUUGAAUAAUAACCAGGUAUCAGGUGUAUAUAUGUAGUCAGGUCAAUUUUAUCUGGAUGUCCCGGUUAAAUCAACCCAAGUUUCUGGUUACACCUGUUCAAAGAUAAAACUCUUGAAUUUUUUAAUUUUUCAUAUCACUCCGCACAUUUUCCUCAAAAUAAAGUUCGCACUUAGUAACAAUAUAUGUAUACCAUAAAUAACCUCAUGUAACAGUAGGUAUGUUGUGCGAAACUACAGUACAUGUGUCGAUGCAAUGACUGCAUGGCUAAUAUAAUAAGAGAAAAUCAUAACAUAAACAGCAAAAGGCAUGCAUGAUGAAUCCGAAUAUACCGAAUAACACUUAAAUAUUUACUUUUAGGACAAAUCAAGAUUCAUAGCGCCCGAGGUUGUCAGGAGUGUUCUAUUUCAAUUGACUUUAGCCAAAGAGAGAGCUGCGGCGUUAAUUCCAGGGGAGAUCAGACCUAUAUUUAGUGAUGGAGAUGAUGUCAUUAUUGUUAAUUCUGAUUCAGGUUUGUUUCUCAUUUGUUAUUUGGUAUCCAACAUAUUAUGAUGUUAGGGUAUAUAUAUGGUUAUAGGAUUAUGUCUGAAAAUUGUAUGUAACCUUCCGCUCGAAUUUUCCGACUACAAAAACCCAUUUUCUAUUGUUGCACAAUCUUUUUGUUUCUUCAAAGUGUCAGAGGCCUUUUGUUAAUAGACAAUUCCCAUUAUAGACUAAUUUUAAAACUACAGUAGGCUAGGAGAUGCAAAUAAAUCACCACACGGCUAGAAAGAGCAUACUAAAAUUAGUAAAAUUGCAAAGUUUGGUUUCGAAAUGUUGUAAAAUGCGGAAAUAUAGCCUUGCAAAGUUCGCAAAGUUUGUAUACUUUUGUAUUGCGCGCGGAAAUUACUACCACAUUUGGGCCGAAAAUGGUGGCAAUUUCCGCACGCAAGUAUACAAAAUUUGCAAACUUUGCAAGGCUAUACUUUCUGCAUUUUACAACAUUUCGCAACCAAACUUUGCAAUUUUACUCAUUUUAGUAUCCUUUUUCUAGCUGUGAUGAUUUAUUUGCAUCUCCUUGUCCAUAGUUUUAAAAUUAGUCUGUAAUGAGAAUUGUCUAUUACGCCGCAAUUAUUCUUAAUCAUAAUAUUCUCUAAUUCAUUAUUGUAGUAAAUCUUAUUGCUCGUGUUUCGUGUUAUGUCGAUCCGCAAAGAUCGCUGUUUGUUUUUGGCGUCAAAUCUUCUCAAUAUGAAGACGUGAGGUCAAUACUUGACAUCCUUGGAGUACAAAGUAUCCUUUAUUCUUUCUCAUGGUAGAAACAAAGAUAAGGAAUACAGACAAAAUGCUUUCUUUUAAACGAG